UGGUCAUGUUCAGAGGAAUUGUAUAUCUGGUCUUGUUUACCGUUGUUUUUGGAUUUCCAGGUUUUAAAAAUAAAAUACCCAACGGAAAUAAGGUGCCGGAUCCUUGUUAUGGACAGACUAAUCAGACAUGGUGGGGUGUAGGACACGACAAGGCACCAGGAGGAGGGAAAAGAUGUCAAUUUGGACUGGACUUUAAGGCUGCUGGAUUUAAAUGGACCAAGGAACUGUGUCAAACAGAUUCAGACCAAGAUGGUCGUACGAAUGGACAGGAACUUGGAGACCCAAACUGCUCGUGGACAAAAGGCGAAACUCCUAGCGCUGCUGCAUCUGGUCACCCAGGUAUUUGUGAACCCCUGAGUGAUUCCAAAUGUGUAAUAGUAAAUAAAGAUAUACUAUGUCCAUCGACCAAUAGAACAUGAUGCUUAUUUGGCCAUUGUGUGUAGCAGCUACCUCGUAAUGGAAAAUGCAGUUUUCUUUGUGUAGCAUUUUUUUUUGUGAGAUCAAAUAUAAAGAAAAGUUUAAUAAAAAAAAGUUGUUUCUUCUAAUUUCGAAUUCAUUGCUUUUCGCCACCCUGGACGAUUUCGAUUAACAACAAAUACGAUCUCGUCCAUUUGCAUGUGAUAUACAUUCUUUAUAUCUUAUUU
Messenger RNA from Mytilus trossulus (common blue mussel), 644 nucleotides. RefSeq names its product temptin-like. The record is from RefSeq and is a predicted model, not a curated record. The transcript is spliced from 3 exons. The coding region runs from base 6 to 419 and encodes 137 amino acids. NCBI's taxonomy places the organism in Eukaryota, Metazoa, Mollusca, Bivalvia, Mytilida, Mytilidae.